CUCAGUUAAGAGAGAAAAAUUUUCCUCCAUUUCUGCGCAGCUUUGAUGGUUUAAUUUAGGUCCACAAAAGUUAAUUGUAUUCAAUCAGAUGAAAAUUGAUUCUUCUCCCUCAAAUAAUAUCAUGAACCAUAGUGAUAUUACUGAUUGCGAUGAUCUCAGUGACGAUGAUUCAAAUUUUGACGAUAACGACCUAUUAUCAUCAUCCUGCCAAGAUGAAGUCACAGCCCAGCUUGCUGCAGCAGGCCCAAUUGGUGUUGCUGCGGCUGCAGCCAUAGUUACCGCCAAGAAAAGAAAAAGACCCCAUUCUUUUGAAACUAAUCCUUCUAUCAGAAAGCGGCAACAAACAAGAUUAUCGAGAAAAUUGAAAGCAACAAUCGACGAGUACACUACGCGGGUUGGUCAACAAGCGGUAGUCCUCGUAGUCACACCCGGAAAACCUCAAAAUAAUUACAAAGUAUUUGGUGCUAGACCUUUGGAAAAUGUGGUUCGUAAUUGUAGGAAUAUUAUAAUGCAAGAGCUUGAAGCCGCUCUGGCACAACAGGCACCACCUCAAGUCAAAGAAGAUCCUUCUCGUCAUGAAUUACCCCCUCUAGUCGUAGACGGUAUUCCAACUCCUGUGGAAAAAAUGACUCAAGCACAACUCAGAGCUUUUAUACCUCUCAUGUUGAAAUAUUCCACUGGACGCGGUAAACCUGGUUGGGGAAAAGAGUCCACAAGGCCAGUGUGGUGGCCUAAAGAUCUUCCUUGGGCGAAUGUUCGGAGUGAUGCUCGCAGUGACGAAGAGAAGCAAAAGGUCUCAUGGACUCAUGCUCUCCGACAAAUUGUGAUAAAUUGUUAUAAGUACCAUAAUCGCGAGGACAUGCUUCCGAUAUUUAGUGAAGACGAUGACAAGAAACAAGAUACCUCCAAAGAGAAGGUGAAAUCUCGUACUCACACAAGCAUCAGCGUAACAGCAGUUCCAGCAGUGCCAGGGAGUUCUAAUGUCAACAAUAUACCCACUUUAACUGCAGAUUCUGCGACAGACACUUUAGCUGUAGCAGCACAAAGUGUCAAUAUGCAGUAUCAACAGGUACAUUAUGCUCCGACCAUGGUACAAGCCAUUAACAAUCCAGACGGAACUGUUUCACUCAUCCAAAUGGAUCCAAACAGUGCUGCUGUAGUUACUCUUCCAGACGGAACUCAAGCUCAAGUUCGAGCAGUUAGUGCAGUUAGAAUUCAAGGCUCGGGAGGUGAGGCAAAUCAAGCUGUUCAAACAUUGGCUGAACUAUCCACCGGCCAAGAUGGGGAAAGAGUUACUCAAAUCGGUACUGUGAGUGUUGAUUUAAGCGGUGACGGGUCCGGUCAAACAGUUGCCACAUUAGCGGAGGCAACAAUUAGUCCGGAUGGUCAAAUUAUACUUACAGGGGAAGAUGGAACUCAAAGCACCUUUCCAGUUUCCGGUAUGGUAACCAUACCUGUAUCCAUGUACCAAACAGUGGUCACUAAUAUUGGAAAUCUUAAUGAAGGAAUACCAGUGACAAUGAGUGCCAUAACCGCUACAGAGUCAGCUUCAAGUACAACAGGAGGAAUUGCUGAAGAGCAAGUUAAUGAUGCCAGCACAACGACCAAUACAGAGAUGGAAGAUGUUAAAACUGUUCUCAAUGGUACUCAGACAUCAGUCACGAAUUCGGAGGAAGAAAGUUGAAUCUUAUUUGAGAGGCUAUGUCAAAAUUUACUUGAUAUUCUAAUAUUAUUAUUCCUUAACUAUUUUGCAUGUAGAAACCGCUUUCUCUCUAAUAUCCUCCCGAGUCUAUCUCUCAUCCGAUUACAGUAAAACCUCGCUUAGGUUAUAACCAAAAAAACAACUCCAUCUAGCGAAUCUAUGUUUUUUUUUCUCUUACAAAUAAUCUUGACAAUUUUUUUUGUCUCUUUCUCGAUCUCUUUCUUUUCAUAGAUGGCAGUGACAAAAUUUAACCUAAGAAAUAUCACCUAAGCUAGGUUUGAACUGUAACUGAAUCUUCCUUUCUUCAGAUUGAAGAUUCAAGAAAAAAAAGCAAGGCAAAAACAUUUGAGGAGACCUUUUUUUCCUAUGACAUUUAUGUAAUUAUUUGAUCAUUCAUUUUACAUCUUGUAUUAUAUGCCUCAUUGAUUUCCACUUUGCACAGAGAGUGUUGAAAAUCAUUUUCUUUUCUUCUUUCUCUCCUUAUUUCUUGCUCUUUUUUUCUUCAUGUAUUGUUUUCGUUUUCCUUGAUUAGAUUUCUGUUAAUGCCAAAUCAACGCUAACAAAUGUCAUCAAAUACCCAUCAAUGCCACCGCUUCAGCUUUGGUUCCUCUCUUCCUUUCAUCCUUCUUUCAUCCUUCUCUAUCUUCCUCUCUUUCUCUGCCUCACUUUCCUCCUCCUCCAUCCUAUUCACUAUAUCAUGCACAUUUCACCACUUUUUCUCUACCCAUCUCUCACCUCUCUUUCCACCCACAACAAAACCAACAAAAGAAACAAUUGUCGAUCAUCUGUAAAUUAUUUAGACAAAAGUGUAAUUCUAUUGAUUACCAUUUUGUGCAACCCAGUGCAUCAAGGAAUUGAAAUCGGUGAAAGACAAUUCUUUCUGUGAAGUCCAACCAUUGAAGGUUCAUGUUUUAUCACCCAAGCAAAACACGGAUCUCAAUUUGACCCUCACAAUUAUAACCUCAAAACAAAAAAUCAACUAACAUACUUUGAAUAAAUCAUUGGUAAAUUAAUAAUUUAGACGAUCAAUUGUGACCAUCAAAAAAAAACAAACAAAAACAAUUUGAUAAUUGAUAAAAUGAAUUCUAAAUUCUUGCCGUGCUUUUAUAAGCUAUUUCAAAUGGAGAUGAAUCUUUAACUGGGAAACUUUAUUUCUUAAUGAUUCCCUUUUUAUGACUUAAUUCGUUCUUUUUAUCCUUUCAAUCCCUUCUCUUCAAAUUGUUUCAACCCCAACAUUCAAUCCAUUCAACAUCUGCAUCAAAUUGCCUGAUUUUACUGGCCAAACAAAAACAAAACAUUUUCAUGACUUGAGCAAAUGAAAUUGACAACAAGUCAUACAGUCAUCCAUAACAUUUUAAUUUAAAGACAAAAUUAUCUUCAUUAAGAAGUCAAUCAUACAUUUGGUGAUGUAAAUUUUUUCUCAUCCUUUUUAUUCUCAUUUUCACCUUCUCUCUCUCUCACCUCUCGCUUUUACCUCUUUGUUUCUCUAUUUCUCUUAUAAAUAUUUCAACUAAUAUCAAGCAAAAUGAUUAAAAAUCAGAUCAAUAAUCUUAAA
Tetranychus urticae (two-spotted spider mite) is the source of this 3257-nucleotide messenger RNA. RefSeq names its product DNA-binding protein P3A2. Gene Ontology annotation, biological process: regulation of transcription by RNA polymerase II. The record is from RefSeq and is a predicted model, not a curated record. Gene Ontology annotation, molecular function: DNA-binding transcription factor activity. Lineage: Eukaryota; Metazoa; Arthropoda; Arachnida; Trombidiformes; Tetranychidae.